Molecule: messenger RNA, 579 nt
Organism: Juglans regia (Persian walnut)
Lineage: Eukaryota; Viridiplantae; Streptophyta; Magnoliopsida; Fagales; Juglandaceae
Product: REF/SRPP-like protein At3g05500
Exons: 2
Coding region: 1-579 (192 amino acids)
Source: RefSeq, a predicted model, not a curated record
AUGUUGGUGUUCUGCCUCGAGAAGCAAGAAGAAGCUGGUGAUGGAGAUUUAGCGGGUGGAGUAGUGAGGCGGUCUAUUGAUCACUUCUUAUUGCAGGUCGGGGCGUCCGUGACUAAAUUGGACCGCCAUGUGCCUCCAAUCAUCAAGCAAGCUUCUUCCCAGGCCUUCUCAGCUGCUCAAAGCGCCCCAGAGGUAGCUCGAGCUGUUGCCUCUAAAGUUAAGCGUGCUGGGGUGGUGGACACCGCUUCAGGUAUUGCCAAAUCUGUUUUAACCAAGUGCGAGCCAACUGCUAAAGAUCUAUACUCCAAGUAUGAACCAAAAGCAGAGCAGUGCGCGGUGUUAGCUUGGCGCAAGCUCAAUCAGCUGCCCCUCUUUCCCCAAGUGGCUCAAGUUGUUGUCCCAACCGCAGCUUAUUGUACGGAGAAGUACAACCAAACAGUGCGCAACACUGCAGAGAAGGGUUACAGGGUUUCGCCUUACCUACCCUUGGUCUCUACAGAAAGGAUUGCCGAGGUUUUCAGGGGCGCUAGUGCUGAACCAGAGCCUUUGCUUACCAAUGGAAAUCAAAUCUCAAAAUAA